This is a messenger RNA of Aspergillus clavatus NRRL 1, 1503 nucleotides long. RefSeq names its product cytochrome P450. The coding region runs from base 1 to 1503 and encodes 500 amino acids. The record is from RefSeq and is a predicted model, not a curated record. NCBI's taxonomy places the organism in Eukaryota, Fungi, Ascomycota, Eurotiomycetes, Eurotiales, Aspergillaceae. Gene Ontology annotation, molecular function: heme binding; iron ion binding; monooxygenase activity. The transcript has a single exon.
AUGGAAUCAAUCCAACUUGCGAUCGCCAUAGCUGUCCUUGUAUCGCUGGCGAUAUACUGCUGGCGUCUAAACCCCGGUCGGGUGGCCAAACUAUGUUUGCCUCCAGGGCCUACUCUACUCUCAGGCUCGCUUCCUGGGAAGGACAUCGCGACCACGUUUCAGAAAUGGAGUCGGGAAUACGGACCAGUCGUCAGCUUUAGCAUCGGGGGCCGGACGUUUAUAAUACUCGGCACGCGCCAAGCCGCGCAGGAUCUGCUGGAGAAGCGAGGGAACAUCUACAGCUCGAGGGCCCCCUCGGUAUGGAUGGACAAAUAUUUAUAUAAAGGACUCGCUGCUGCUUUCAUGCCAUAUGGCGCCGAAUGGCGACUGAACCGCCGGCUGCAUGGCUCUCUGUUGGGCGUCCACCAGACCAAUGCUUAUCGCUAUCUGCAAGACAUUCAGAGCAAGUAUCUAUUGCAUGAGUUUCUCUCUACAGAUGAUUUUUCGCACGGAUUUCAUCAGUACACUUCGAAUGUAAUGUUCACACUCGUGUAUGGAAAAGAACGAGGUCGCGACAAUGGCGAUCAUCGCAGGUUGGAACAAAUCAAUGACAUGGCUAGCUUUAUCCUACGAGGGGCCUCAUCAUGGACUCUCCUGCUUGACUUGUUCCCCAUCCUCGAUCGACUACCGCGCUUCUGGUGGACAUGGAGAACCGAAGCAGCGACGCUCCACGACAAGACCAAGGCAGUGUAUCGGGAAUGCUGCGAGACAGCUCUGACUGCGGAUUGCUGGAAUUGGUCGCGGGAAGUCACGGGGAAAAGGGACAUCAUGGCACUCCCAUGGGAUCAUGUGUGCUAUUCGCUCGGAGAACUGUAUGUUGCAGGCAUCCACACAACCAAGAUGGUGCUGGACAUAUUUGUGCUAGUGAGCGUUUUGUAUCCUACUGUGGUGAGCAAGGCGCAGCGGGAGCUGGACUCAAUCGUGGGUUCGGACCGGAUGCCAUCAUUUGACGAUCUUGACCAGCUCCCGUUCAUCAACGCGAUCAUCUCGGAGCUUCUGCGAUGGCGCCCAAUAUCGCCGAUCGCCGUGCCGCAUGCAGUGAUGCAAGACGACGAAUAUAUGGGGUACUUUAUUCCCCGGGGGGCAACCAUCGUUGCCAAUCAAUACGGCAUGAAUAUGGAUGAGUCCAUCUUUGGAGAUCCCACUCGGUUUCGGCCGGAGAGAUACAUCGAGAACCCGGAGCUUCCGGUGGCCGCAUUUGGAUUCGGUCGGAGAGCAUGUCCUGGUCACCGACUGGCUCGAUCAAGCCUGUUCAUUGUAAUUUCUCGCUUACUCUGGGGGUACGACAUCACGUCGGCAGAUAAACAGGGCCCGCUGGAAUCAUCCAGUCCAUCUUCAGUCAAAGCUGCUUUUCAUGUCCGGAGUCCUCGACGACAAGGAAUCAUUGAACAAGACUGGGAUUUGGCUGAGAAGGACGACGGGGUCAUUCUUGAUGAGAUCCAGUCCAGAUUUCGACGGACGUAG